CUCUGUAAACCGGAACAUUUGGUGGAUUUAUUGUCCAUCAAAUUGGUGCUUUCAUUGAGAGUUCGAGAAUCAUACUCAGAAGAAAUCCUCCACAACAACGAUGGUGCAAACACGUAGCAACGCCAACGUAGGUACCGGAGUUCCCCAACAAGGGGAGAACAGCGCCACCGGAGGCCGGCACCCCCCCAUCACCACCGGGGAGGCUGAGGCCCUCAUUCAGAGGGUUGGGAUCACGGCCGAACAAUUCAAGGAGGUGCUGGCCGCACUUGCGCCCAACCGCGAGGUUGUGGUAGGAAAUGUGGCUCGGGGACCCACAGGCGAGAAGGCUGGACCUGCGGGCUCCCAAGGAAAAAAGAAAAAAGUGAGGCGGUCCCAAAAGAAGAAGGCGACCAAGCCUAAUGGGAAGGCUAUGAUGGCAGAUGCGCUUUCCAGGCUGGAAGAAGAGGACGAGUCGUCCUCCUUCGAGCGGAUGUCUGCUUUUGACCGUUUGGGAGAUCCCAAGUCGAAGAAACCUCGGACCUCUGCGUUCGAAAGGCUGCAGGACACUCGUAACCGGACCUGGAGGAGGCCGCCAGCCCCCACGGCAGCGAUCACAGCAGGAGAGGGGCAAGAAGAUGGACGGCGGCACCUAGGGCGAGAUUGUGAUGACCUAGAUGAGGAGGAGAGGCAAGGUCGCCGACACCUGGGGUGUCGGUUCAUCAUGGGAGGAAACACUGGAGGAGAUUCGGUAUCCUCCCGGAAGAAGUGGAAGAACAUGGUGUACCUGGCCGAGGUACAAAGGCCACCGCUGCCUAAGCGAAAGAAGAAGGAACCUCUGAUCUUUACAGACGAGGAUUAUCCCCCAGUCCUCAGUCCUCACAGGGACGCUCUGGUGAUAAGAGUGGAGAUCAAUAAUGUGGUUGUUCACCGAACCUUGGUCGAUACGGGCAGCUCGGUCAACGUAAUGUACAGCAACACCUUUAAGGAGUUGGGAUUGUCCCGAAGCGACCUGAAGCCAAUCCAUACGCCGCUGUCAGGAUUUACAGGGGAUACUAUUGAAGCAGAAGGAACUAUCACGGUAAAGGCCGGGGUAGGAGAUGGCACCCACCGACUCUGGGUCGACAUGGAAUUUAUGGUAGUACAGCUCGACUGUGCACACCAUCUGAUUCUGGGACGACCAGGGUUGGAGGACCUGGAGUGCAUAAUCUCCCCCGUCCACUUAUGCCUAAAGUUCAACACUCCCACAGGGGUGGGAGUAGCAAAGGGGAACCAGAGCCUGUCACGAUCGUGCUACGUCAGGGCGACCAAAAGCCAAGCCCGAGUCGACGAGAAUGUGAGCACGAUCUGUGCGGCGAUCCAGAAGGAGGAGGGGCGACCCCGAGCUGAGCCGGCGGAAGAGGUCGAGGAAGUUUCUUUGGACCCGGUUGAGCCAGAGCGGAAAGUGAAGGUAGGCAAAACCUUACCGCUUGAAUUAAAGGAACAGUUAUUGGAGGUCCUCCGAGCAUUCAAGGUGCUAUUCGCUUGGGGACCAGAGGAUAUGCCAGGGGUCGACCCAAAAGUUAUCUGCCAUAGAUUGGAAGUGGAUCCGACCCACAAGACGGUCAAACAGAAGAAGCGUUUCCUUUCCUCAGAACGGAGAGAGUUUGUCACCAAGCAAGUGACCACCCUGCAAUCCAUUGGGCACAUCCGGGAAGUCCUCUACCCGGAAUGCUAUGCAGCGGUCGGGUACCCACAAACCAACGGGCAGGUAGAGAACACCAAUCGUACCAUCAUGGAUGGCCUCAAGAAGAAGAUAAUGGAAUGCAAAAGUGCCUUGGUGGAAGAAGUGCCCCAUAUUUUGUGGACCUACAGAACUACCCCAAGGAAGGCAACAGGUGAAACUCCUUUCUCACUCACAUAUGGAUUUGAAGCAAGGGCUCCAGCGGAGACCUCGUUGUUAAGUUAUAGAGUAGAGACGUUUGAUGCUCAAGGAAAUGAGGAGAACCUGAGGGCAGAGCUGCACCUCAUUGAUGAGCGAAGGGAAAGGGCAUAUAUGCGGGCAGAAAACUACCGCCGGCAGGUCAAGUCAUAUCACGACCAUCGGGUGCGACCAAGGCAGUUCAAGAUGGGCGACUGGGUCCUUCGGAAGAGGGAGGUCAGCCGGCCGACCGAUGGAGGAAGGUUUGCUAAAAGCUUCGAGGGGCCAUAUAUCAUAAAGGAGGUGUUGGCUGAUGGGACAUUUAGAUUGCAGACUCCAACCGAUGGCGACGUUCCGCGAGGAAUGGAGGGGGCAUGGAGCAUCCCAGUCAAUCCGCCCGUCAGGCAGGCGGUUGGCGGAGAGGGCCUCGUACGCCUCACUAAAGUCUUCAUAAGGGUUUGGAGGUGGUGGCGGCGGUUUCACCGACGGCCACUACCGGCGAGGCAACCGGCGACAGAAUUCGUAAGGGUCAAGCCCCCCCAGUCAUUGGAAUUGACUGACUUGGGGGAGGGGGCAGGCUCCGGCGAAGAAGGAGCCGGCCCGUCGGAAAGAUCUAAAGAAACAGGAAUUCCUUCAGACAUGGCAAGAAUGGAGAAAAGGAGGGUAUUUGGUGAUGGAGCAGAGUAGAGGCCAGGGGGACUUAUAAAUAAGCCAGGGCGAAGGAACCGAAGAGGCGGUCAAGUCUCGAGGCAGCCGAACCAAUAAAGCAGCUUUGAGCCG
This is a messenger RNA of Cuscuta campestris, 2656 nucleotides long. NCBI's taxonomy places the organism in Eukaryota, Viridiplantae, Streptophyta, Magnoliopsida, Solanales, Convolvulaceae. The record is from the annotation of a GenBank genome assembly.